AUGUCGUGCUUACUAGUAGCGGUAGUCCUCUGCGUCUGCAGUGUUACGGCGGCAACCGAAGUUGGCUGGUGGGAAUCCGCAGCGCUCUACCAGAUCUACCCUCGCUCCUUUAUGGAUAGUGACGGCGACGGUAUAGGUGAUCUGAAUGGCAUCACGUCUCGUCUUGAAUUGCUGAAGGAACUUGGCAUCACCGCUACGUGGCUUUCGCCUAUCUACGAGUCACCGAUGGCGGAUAUGGGCUACGAUGUAUCCAAUUUCACCAAGGUGGACCCGAUAUUUGGCACAUUGGACGAUUUUGAUGCAAUGAUUGCAAAGGCGCAUCAAUUGGGAAUAAAAAUUAUUAUGGAUUUUGUACCGAAUCAUUCCAGCGAUGAGUGCGAGUGGUUCGAAAAGUCGGUACGGCGUGAAGAUGGCUACGAUGAUUUUUAUGUUUGGGCUGAUCCUAAAAUCGAUCCAGAAACGGGUGAGCGUCAGAAGCCAAGCAAUUGGGAGGGCUUUGGAGGUUCCGUAUGGGAAUGGAAUGAAGUACGCCAGCAAUAUUAUUUGCACCGUUUUCUAACCAAGCAACCCGACUUAAACCUCACCAAUCCAAUGGUGCAUCAAUAUUUGGCCGAGGCCUUAGAUUGGCUAGAUCGUGGUGUGGACUCAUUUCGCGUUGAUGCCGUGCAUUGCUUUUUUGAGACGCGUUACGAAAACGGCACUUUUCCAGACGAGACCAGGAGAGAAGAGUAUACAGAUUAUUUACCACAAAAUCGCGAAAUGUUAUACGAAUGGCGUGCGUUGUUAGACGAAUACACAGAAAAACAUGGCGGUGAUACUAGAAUCCAAUUAGCAGAGUCAUUUGGGAGCAUGAAUAGUUUGAGCGAGUAUAUUUCGAAUGGAACCCACGUUGGUAGCCAGAUGCCAAUGAAUUUCAAUUUAAUUCAGGUUCGUGCCUCAACCACUGCAACUCAACUGGAAACGUCCAUCAAAUCGUGGAUGGAUGUUAUGUGGACUCAGCACAAAGAGGCCAAUUGGCACGUAGGAAACCAUGAUCAAAGCCGCCCAGCUACACACAUAGGUGUGGAAAAGAAGGAUGCGAUGACGAUGUUGGUGCAGGCAUUGCCCGGCGCAUCUGUUGUUUAUAACGGCGAUGAAAUUGGCAUGACUGAUUUGGACACAGGCGCUGGUAAUUCCCGAGAUGCACAGCGUUCGCCAAUGCAAUGGGACACAUCAAAGAAUGCCGGAUUCAGUACAGGCAACUCAACUUGGCUGGCUGUAAAUUCUAACUCCAACUAUCUCAACGAACAAACUCAACGGGGUGUGGCACGCAGCACUUUGAAUAUACUAAAGGCAAUGAUCAAACUGAGGCAAACUGCUGCCUUUAAGGCAGUCAAGGAGGAUGGUGGCUUUUCACAUGGCGCUCUGAAAACACAAGUCUUUCAGGUUGUAAGAACCGCUGCUGGCGUCGAAGAGUACCGUUUUUUGGCCAAUUUGGGUAACCAAAUAGAAUACUUAGACGGAUUGGCCAACAAGACUGUGGACUAUGUGGUGCUCAAUUCAUAUUCACCACACAAUUACGGUGACAAAGUUGACCUAAGCAAACGAAUUUAUUUGAUGCCCUAUGAAGCAGUUGUUCUGCGGUGGAUUGCUUAGAGUGCUCGCAUGCUAAUAAAGCCGGUGAUCUGAUUAAUAUUUUUGAUUAUAGCUAAUGCUUAUGUAUGUGUAUGUAUGUUGUGACAGAUUAAACAAAAAAAUUCAAGAUAACAGAAA
Molecule: messenger RNA, 1752 nt
Organism: Rhagoletis zephyria (snowberry fruit fly)
Lineage: Eukaryota; Metazoa; Arthropoda; Insecta; Diptera; Tephritidae
Product: maltase A2-like
Biological process (GO): carbohydrate metabolic process
Source: RefSeq, a predicted model, not a curated record